Amyelois transitella is the source of this 3779-nucleotide messenger RNA. RefSeq lists its product as uncharacterized. The coding region runs from base 5 to 3673 and encodes 1222 amino acids. The transcript has 15 exons. Gene Ontology annotation, molecular function: protein binding. The record is from RefSeq and is a predicted model, not a curated record. NCBI's taxonomy places the organism in Eukaryota, Metazoa, Arthropoda, Insecta, Lepidoptera, Pyralidae.
UGUAAUGGCAAGCAGGACUGUAAGAAAAGUGAAAAGAGGUAAAGUUAAAGAAUCCACUAUUACUGGCUCCUGUAAUGAGCUUCCAGCAAUCAUCAUCACCCAAGCAGAAGACAUGAAAGUUAAGAUAUUAAAAAAAUCUACUGCAAACAAAAAUGUUUCUAGAGUUAACAUCAAUGAAAUGAGUACUACAACACAAAAUACAAAAGCCGGCGAAAACAAGAUGGCCGAAUUUAAUGUCACACAACUAAUAGCUGAACUAUCAGAAAACUCAAGAGCAUCUAAAGGUGAAAUAGAGAAUAUACAGAGGAAAUUAUUUCAACAAGCAAACGCAAUUUUGAAAGUCAACGCCUUUGCUAACUCUCAGACGACGGAACCACGCGUCGUUGAUAGCACACGAAAAUACAGUAAUACGCCCCUGUACGGUAGAAUACCAAUGUUGAGAAAUCAUAACGCUGUACCGCAAGUAAAUACUGUCAUAGCAAAUCAACAAGAUCUCAACAAGUUAGAUGUUUCGCGCCAAAACCUGCCUAUUGCGAACAUGGCCGUUGCGACGAAGGCCGUCGACGUGCGCCGAGCGGACAAUCAACUUGGCGACACUCAACUAGUCCCCGAGAAGCUACAAGAAAAUUCCUUGCUGUUCCCCGUGGAUAAUGCGGGCGCAAUGAUAAAUAGCGACCAGGGAAAUAUGCAAAGGGUCGGCACAUCGUCGGUGGACGCGGGAAGAGGUGUUUUUUUCUACGAAACGGGUUCUGCCGCGAGUCGCUUGCCUGCCAGUGCGCGCGCCGCUCCGCUAAGAGACUCAUCAGAUCCUGUCCCGCCGUACAGGAUGCCGCCCGCGCCCGAGGCUUUGCCCGGAGCACCCGCGCCCACGUCAGCUGCCCUUCACACACACUCCGCUAAAUUCCCGAUCGAACGCGAGGUGAUUCUGUCAUCAGGCGACAAGAACUCCAAAGCACCCAUGCUUCAGGACGCCAGGAAGAGAGGCAGGCUGGGAGCUGUGGCUCCUGACACUCCCCCCAAGGCUUUAGCGGCCUGGACGCGUGGCGAUAACCAAGCCGGCACAUCAGGCGACUUCAGACAAUACCACGAGAACUACAGCUAUGCCCUUCACCAGAACCAAAAUCAAGGAGCCAUAUCAAGGACCCCACAAUACGAUUCACCAAAACCACCUAUCCCAGCCAAAAAUUACGUUACAAAAGACAGUCCAAACAAUUCACAACAAAUCACAGUGACCGUUGAAACUGGUAAAGAUAACACGAGAGAUGCUCCUAAAAGUAAUAAAUCUGUCAGUAAGACUUAUCAUACACUAAAAGACAUGAUCUCCAAUAGGUUUAAGAGUAAAGAUAGUAAUGACAAUGAGAAGACUGAAGAAGCAGGACUAAAUAAUAGUGAAGAAAGGAAAAGGCCGGAACCUGAGCAAACUCCGCCGAGGGAGGUAGGGAGGAAAGUAGAACAAGGAAUUUACGGCAGACCAAUGCAGCAGGCAAGACCAGAAAUGAAGUACGGCCAUGCCGUGGCUAACAAUAUGGCGUAUCCAAGUCCGUCGCCGCAUCGACAAUUAAUGCAGCAGCAGAUAGUUCAACAGCAUAUGAUGUUGAAUCAAGCCAGAUCUCAAGAAAUGCUGGCAUCCCCCCAUCGCCAACCUCUGGCUUUGGGGGCUGAUGCCCUGUAUCAGCAAUAUGGACCUCCAGGAAGAAGGAGUGCCGUCUACCAAAGAGACAUUGAUGUUAGGUCGAUGGCUAACUUUACUUCUCUGAAGACUGGGCCACAAAGUCAGUUCGAUAACUCGCAUUCAAGACCGGAUCUUCGAAGUCCACAACAGUUAGAACGAGAAAUAAUUAGGCAGAGAGGUUUUGUUGAAGGAAGACGAGCGGCGUCACAUCCUCACCUCUUGGACGAACCACAACAUAGACCUGAAAUAGUUUCCCCGCCAGUACAUGACAGAUCUAGAAGGAAUUCUCAUGGCAAUCUUCUCGACGGAGUGGCCAAUGAUUCGCCAAGAAAUGUUUGUGAUGAACGCGAAUCAGACGACGGAGGAUUCAGAUCACGACUCGCAGCCCAAGGUAGAUCUAGUUUCGAAGGGAGAAUAAGAACGAGCGGCAGAUCUAAUGAAUCGCAAAGACAUGAGAGGGUUCAAGAAUACAGAAGAACACCGGACAUACAUAAAGAAAGAAGGACUCCAGAUUCAAUAGCACAAAAACAGAAAGAAGAUACAAGUCAUGGCGAGAGGAAUGAUGAGAGUGCCAGCCAGAAGUCUGCAGAUAGUGUGUAUACAAGUAAACCUGAGUCAUAUAAUCCUCAACCAUCGUCUUCUAGACAGACUCCCAGUAGGAUAGAAGAUUUGAAGGCGCACGGGAAGAAAGGUGCUGGAUCAGGUGCUAGUUCAGAUUACGACAAGAACGGCGGUCAAUCUUCCAACGUGGACUCGGGGCGGGGCAGCGUGGCCUACUCAAGUGGGCGAAGACCUGAAGCCAGUCUCCAUGACACGUCAGCUGAUUCUGAUGCUGUGGGCUCUUCCAGGGUCAACCCUCAACCUGGGACUAGUCAGCAACCGGCAGGACAGAGUGGUGAAAACGAAUGGGCAGAUCUAGUAGAAUGCGAACUCAGACAAAUCCUGGAGCCGAAACUAGCUGGCUUACGGCUGGAGACUUCAGGCAGCUCCGAGAGUUCAGUGACCCCACCGCUGCCACCACUUUCUCCGUCAUCCGAUAUGCAUAAAAGAAACAGUCUUCCAGGACGAUCGUCAGAGUACCCAGAAGAACGUAGGAGAGGUCGCGACUCCCCUCGGUGGCAUUCUCACAAGAAACAUUCGUCCAAACGCGACCACCAUUAUAAGAAACAUUUGUUUGGUCUGGACACAACGGACAUGACGUCAACGACCACUAGGAGCCUGGACUUGUCAUCUCUUCUCGACGGUCGGACAGACAGCGAUGCUUCCACAGGGGACGCUAGAGCCAUAAGAAGACAGCUCCGGGGCUUAGAAAACAUGUACGCAGAAGUGCUGCAACUCUUAGGCGUGAGGAAACCAGCUAGUUUGGCCAAGCAGCCCACUUGGGAAUCAAGGUUGUCUUCAAAGCGUCGCUACGGCAGCAUGUCGUCCCUGCCUUCCAGUUCUGUCAGCAGUCGCCCCGUCAGGGAUAAACGUCGAAGCUCCGACCACAGAAAAAAACAUGACAUCAAGGGCAUCAACAAGCGCUUCCAGCGCCUGGAGUCGCACGUGGUGACGCUGGCGCGCUCCGUGGCGCACCUCUCCAGCGAGAUGCGCACGCAGCACCUCGUCAUGCAGGAGAUGGACAGCAUCCGCGCCGAGAUCUUGGCGCUGCGGCACAUGUACAAAUCACAGCAAUACCUCCGCUCCGGGCCCCGGCACUCUGACCCGUUCUCCUUCAGCAACCCCGACCGCGUGAAGAGGCUCACCAAGUUCUUCGGAGACGAGCCCCCGCUCAUGAGGCUGUUCCUCAAGAAACUUGGCUACGAGAAAUACGCAGCACUACUGGAAAAAGAGAAGGUGGGUGCAGCGGAACUGCCCUACGUGGGUGAAGACAAGCUUCGCGCACUGGGAGUUCCCCUCGGACCCCGCAUGAGGAUCCUGAAGGAGGCCGGCAUCCAUCAGGAGCUGCACCAUUUGUCCAGAGACGAUCAUAACACCACCACUACGUUGGCUAUUGUUUGACGAGCAAAAAACUGUUACUGAAUGUUAAAACUUCAAUAUCAAAGUAAAUAUAGUGUGUUUUUAUAUAAAAUAUAAUUGUUGCCCGCGAUUUCGUUUGCCGUGUAAA